AUGAUUUUCAGAUUGUGGAUUAAAGAGAAGCCAGAACCACUUAGAUUUAACUUUCGUAUCCCAGAGACCAUUAUAUACAAUAAUGAAGCAUCUCUCGAUAAAUUAAAUAAGUAAUACUCUUAAAUUUAUAUUGACCUCUUAGAAAAAUUCAUCUUUGAAGAAGACAAGUUGCAUUUAGAUCUCUUAGUGGAGUAUAUACCUUCAAGCAAACCUAAAAAUACUGUCAUUAAAUGUUCAUGGACUCCAUCAAUGUGCAUGAUAGAAUCAAGAGAAAAUAAUUGCAAUUAAAACGACGAUAAUUUUUAAAUGAUCCAGAGGGUAGUUACUUAUGAAGGACCACUUGGUCUUUCUAAUUAGCAAAAAGUCAUUUCGAAUUAUACUAUUAAAGAAAUUGAAAAAGCGUGCUUAAUGAUUUAAGAAAAGCUAGCUCAAUCUGAUAUUAUAGUACAGUAAGCAAUCUACUUCUUUAAAAUAAAGAAAAGUAUACUUUACCUUAUUGGAUGCCAGAAUAUUCAUAUUGAGGGAGACUAGCAUAAAAAUAAAGUUUCUUUCGAUAAAUUUGUCUAUUAAUCAGUGCCUGAAGAGUAAAGAUUAGAACUGUUCAAGGAUAUAAAGACAACUAAUCUCGAAAUAGUCACAAAUUAAUAAAUUGUUUAAAAGGAACCCAGCUUUGUAGAUGAGAUUGAACAGAUAAACCAGAUUUAAUGCGUAUUUUGUGAUAAAAAGCUUAAAAAUUAAGUAAAUGAAAACUUUGAAUUCAUUAUCAAGCAAAUUAUGACUUUAUAUGAAUAGUACCUCAAACUUAUAAAUAAAAUCAUCAGUGUCUAUACAGACUUGUUUAAUGAGCAAGAGGAGUCUGAAAGAACCUACUAUUACUCGUUAAAGGAAAAAAUUGAAAAAUCAGACAUUCCUUAUCCAAUAAGGCAAAUAUAUCCAGUAAUUAAUCUACAACAAUAUCAAAAGAAAAUGAGCGAGACAUAAUACUGGAUUUAUGAUAGUGUUUAAACUUGUUAAGGGUGUUACAAGAAGAUUAUUGGAAUAUAGGAAGAAAUCUAAAACAACAAUCUUAUAAAAGCUAAUAUUUCUAACAAAGAUGAAAAUCCAAAGUUUCUAGAAAUUAAGAAAAUUAUAUUGGCUCUUAGUAAUAUUUGGCUAAUUGAUACUAGUAAAACUCAUCUGAUACAUAUUCAAAAUAAUGUGACAACUUAUAAUACGAAUGAAAUAAAGACAAAUGAAUUUGAUUAGAAACUAUCAUAAAAAGCAAUUGAUUUACUACUUACAACUAGAUCUUAGAGGAGUUACCAGUAGAACUAUAAAACUUAGAUUGAUAAUUUUGUAUACUCUACUCCUGUCUCAGCAUAAUUAUAGAACCUUUAGAUUCAAGCAAAUGAAGAGUAAAAACUUCAAUCGUAAUAGCAUUAAUUCGUAUCAAUAGAUCCUGCAGAAAUUUGCAAAUUCAUUGAUCGUAAAAUGGUCCCCACUCCUAGAGCAGAUAUCGUUCGAUAGAAUAUAAGUGCCUAGUCUAAAAGAUUAUUGCUUACUUCCCAAUCACAAAGACCUAAGUCUUAACUUAGCUCGCAUCGAACUCACACAAAUAAAUCGAAUUUUUAGUUGUUCAAGGAAAGUUCUAAGUUACCAGACUUGUAAUAAUAAUCAACAAAGAUUUUGACCGUAUAAAGAAUUAUUGAGCCUCGUGAAACAUUCAGGCAAGACCCAUAAGUGAUUCUAGAUUACCUUAAAAUGAAGCAAGACAAUAUGGAGUCAACAACACUAGCUAUUGGAAAUUCUGUGGUUAAACUUCCUUAAUACACCCCAAGAUUAUAGUUCUCUCAGCACAACAUGGAUUACUUCACUGAAUUCAGUAAUCCAUAUCCUGAUGAUAAGGAGAUUAAGACUGUUAACAAACUUUAUAAAUUCAACCAAGAAAUGAAGUUAAUGAAGCAUCAAAGAUUAACAAUGUAUGAAAAUUUUAGGGAUCAUAUGAAAAAACCUAAAUCUAGCAGAAAUAUUUCAAGAGUCAAAUUACUUAAAACAAUGGUACUCCCACAAAGACCUCUUACUGAUACACUCGAUAACCAUAAAGAAACGAAUGAAGAACAGGAAUACUCAUAAGAAUUCUAAUGA
Molecule: messenger RNA, 2124 nt
Organism: Stylonychia lemnae
Lineage: Eukaryota; Ciliophora; Spirotrichea; Sporadotrichida; Oxytrichidae
Source: the annotation of a GenBank genome assembly